GAACAUACCCAUGGCUUUUCUUAUAUACUUGGUCCUUCUCAUCUUGUUUUUCAUUCUCGUUUCGAUUUUAUUUACUAUAUAUACGCAUAAAACCCUUAGACAUGUUAUCCCUUCAAAUUGGCCAAUUCUUGGAAUGAUACCGGGUGUUCUUGUAAACGCUCACCAACUCCAUGAUUACACCACAGAACUUCUGAUACAAAGUCGUGGUACAUUCAUGUUGAAAGGCCCUUGGUUAGCCAACAUGGACAUGCUACUUACCACCGACCCCUUAGACAUCCACCACAUUCUAAGCAAAAACUUCAGCAAUUAUCCAAAAGGUGAUAAAUUCCAAAAGAUCUUUGAUAUCCUAGGAGAUGGAAUUCUCAAUGCUGACGGUAAGAUAUGGGAAAUUAGCCACAAGGUCAUUUUUUCUGUACUAAACCAUGUAGGAUUUCAGAGUAAGAUGGAAACAAUUAUCUGGGACAAAGUGGAAAAUGGGCUUCUACCCAUACUUGAAUCUAUUUGUGAGCGUGGCACUGAGAUGGAUUUGCAGGAUAUAUUUCAAAGGUUUGCGUUUGAUAUCGUAUUCAAAUUACUCUUAGACAAUGACCAAGAGAGUCUGUCUCUGAAUUUUCCUUACAACCCAUAUUCAAAAGCGUUCACCGAUAGUGAAGAAGCUGUUUUGCUUAGACAUGUCACACCCCCAUUCUUUUGGAAAUUGCAACAAAUUCUUAGAGUGGGUAAAGAGAAGAAGCUGAGCGAUGCAUGGAAAUCUUUAGAUCAGUUCAUAUACAAAUGCUUGGCUCAUAAAGAAAUGGACUACAAUAAUAUGAACCAUGAGGCGGAGAAGUUCACAUUUUUCGAUGCUAUCAUGAGAGAGCUCAAAGACCAUAUUGACACUUCUAUGGAUUGCACAAAGUUUCUAAGAGACACCUUUUUUAAUCUGACGGCAGCAGGAAAAGAAACAAUUAGCAGCGCUCUAUGUUGGUUCUUUUAUCUUCUUGCGACAAACCCAACCGUAGAAGAUAAGAUUUUAGAAGAGAUGCAAACACAUUUGGAGGUCAGUGCACUUAAAAGAUGGAACGCGACAGAGUUAGACAAAAUGGUUUACCUUCAUGGAGCUUUAUGUGAAACCUUAAGGCUAUAUCCCCCUGUCCCUUUCAACAACAAAUCUCCAUUACAACCAGAUAUCCUUCCAAGCGGCCACCAAGUUGAUCAAAAUACCAACAUUAUUCUCUCUUUUUAUUCUAUGGGGAGGAUGAGAUCGAUAUGGGGGGAGGAUUGUAUGGAGUUUAAGCCUGAAAGGUGGAUUUCUAGUUCUGGAGGAAUCAAACAUGUGCCAUCCUACAAGUUCCCCACAUUUAAUGCUGGACCAAGAGCUUGUUUAGGUAAGAAUAUGGCUUUCUCUGAGCUGAAGAUAGUCGCAACCACGAUCAUUUAUCAUUACCACAUUCAGCUGGUGGAAGGUCAUCUUGUGCUUCCAGCAGAUUCCAUGGUACUUCAUAUGAAGUAUGGUCUCAAGGUCAAAUUGAAUAGAAGAUCGAAGUGAAUUCAGCUAAAACUAUAUGUUAAAUAAGGUCUGUGAAGACUGUAUUUGGGGGGACCUCAAAAGUUUUCCAGCGUGUGAAGACUGUGUUUGUGUGUAUGUAUGUUGAAUCAAGCUUUAGACAAAAGGUAAACUUGUAAUUGUGUCGGUGGCAUUGUAGCACCGACCUUUUGUUUUAUAAUUAUAUAAAUCUACUUGGAAUAAUGUUAUUGUGUACUGUUUUGCUAUAGUGAAAUAAAUAUUCUAUAACCUCAAUGUAUAAUAGAUUUGGA
Helianthus annuus (common sunflower) is the source of this 1797-nucleotide messenger RNA. Its product is annotated as alkane hydroxylase MAH1. NCBI's taxonomy places the organism in Eukaryota, Viridiplantae, Streptophyta, Magnoliopsida, Asterales, Asteraceae. The record is from RefSeq and is a predicted model, not a curated record. The transcript has a single exon. The coding region runs from base 11 to 1528 and encodes 505 amino acids. Gene Ontology annotation, molecular function: iron ion binding; oxidoreductase activity, acting on paired donors, with incorporation or reduction of molecular oxygen; monooxygenase activity.